AAUAAUUAAAUUAAAAGAUGAGUUAAGUAUCAUAAAGAUAAAGAAGUCCUUCCCCUUAAUCUCCAGAAAAGGUUGCAUAAAGAGAAAAGGCAGCAUAAGCAAUGAAAAGACGAAACCAAACAUAACCAAGCUUUUUUGAUAAAUAUGCUUACCAUUUGGUAAUUGGUGCAUUUGGAUUUGUUUGUGUUUAUGCUUUAUAUUCUAUACUAACACGUUCAAGCAAGAAGCUGACCACUGCGCCUGUAAUUGAUGAAGAAGAAAUUGCAGGUCAUAAUUCUUUAGGAUCUUAUCUACAAGGACCAAAUGAUUUCUUUAAAGAUUGGAAAUUUAGUGAUGCUAAAUUCAUCUUUAACAAUCAUUUAACAUUCAAAGGAAAAAUCCCAUAAUGCCCAGAGAGUGGAGUCAUUAUUCCAGAGAGUUACAAUUUUAGAGAGGUUUAACCUGAAUGUGCUUAACCAAUCUACAAUCAAGGUAAUAUAUUGAUCAAUCGAUAGGAAAUUGCUCAUCCAGUUAUUCCAUUGCUGCUGUUUCAGCUACAAGUGAUAGAUUAUGUAAAGUCAGAAAUGGCGAAUUUUAAGAUUAAUUAUCACCAUAAUCACCAAUCUCUUGUGACAAUAAAAAUUAUAGAUGUGGAGGAGGAAGUGUUACUAGAGUAUUAGAAGUAGGCAAAAAGCAAGGAUUUGUUGCAACCUCUUGUUUACCAUAUACUGGAACUGAAGAUGCAAAAGACAACUGCGAUGCUCUCUUUACUAAUUGUGAAAAAUAUAAGAUUUAAGAUUAUUGUGUUGUCUCCAGCGAGGAAAACAUUAAAAGAGAAAUCUUAAACAAUGGACCUGUUGUUGCAGUUAUAUAAGUAUUCAAAGACUUCCUUGUUUAUAAAGGUGGAAUCUAUGAGGUGGUUGAAGGAAGUUCAAAGUAUAAUUAAAUUGUAUUAUUUAGAUUCCAAUAUGGACAUGCUGUCAAGGUUAUUGGUUGGGGUAAACAAGAUGGAGUUAAUUAUUGGGUUAUCGAAAAUUCAUGGGGAGAUUCAUGGGGUCUCAAAGGUUUAGCCUAUAUUGCUGUUGGUAUUUAUAUCAUACUUAUCUCAAGGUUAAAAUUAAUUGCAAUUGGAAGCCUAUUCAGUAGCACCUAUUGUAGCAGCUCCAUAAGAGAAGGCUGAAUGAUUGUAUCAUAUUAUAUCAUUGUAC
Messenger RNA from Paramecium octaurelia, 1187 nucleotides. The record is from the annotation of a GenBank genome assembly. NCBI's taxonomy places the organism in Eukaryota, Ciliophora, Oligohymenophorea, Peniculida, Parameciidae.